Molecule: messenger RNA, 300 nt
Organism: Ostertagia ostertagi
Lineage: Eukaryota; Metazoa; Nematoda; Chromadorea; Rhabditida; Trichostrongylidae
Source: the annotation of a GenBank genome assembly
AUGCCUGAUAUGGUCGGUGGAUUUGCAGAACUGUUCGAAAUAUUCGCUAAGAAUGGAUCGUCUGUGAAGGAGUUUCUAACGGUAAGGACGGUGUGUUCCAUCGUUUUGACGUGCUUACACUCGAGUGCAAGAUUCGUCGCUGAAGUUUGUGGAGUUGAACACGCUAUGCAACUAAACGAAGCAAUUCUUGCUAGGUCAGUAUGGAUCAAACUGCCAGUUUUCACUGAGCCACAGAACCCAAAGAAUCAACGCAUAAUUGUUCGGCUAUGCGUCUGUGCUAUCAUCAAGAUGAUAUCGUAA